This is a messenger RNA of Knipowitschia caucasica, 3714 nucleotides long. NCBI's taxonomy places the organism in Eukaryota, Metazoa, Chordata, Actinopteri, Gobiiformes, Gobiidae. The record is from the annotation of a GenBank genome assembly.
AUGGGUCCUGGGAGCGCAGGUUUCCAGAGCAGGGGUCCUCUUUCUGCAGCUCCGCCUCUACAGAUCCACAUCGCGGCUGUAGACUUCACUCAGCUCCCGUUCCCUGCGCGGCUCUCUCGGCUUGUAGCUGCAGCCUCCCCCGGGACUGUGUACGCGCGUGUGGCCGCAGAAGGAGCGCUUUUCCCCGGGCAGACUUCCCCAGACGCUCGGGUUCAUCUGAGUCCUCCUGGUCUUCAGUCCUCCUGGUCUUCAGUCCCUCCUGGUCUUCAGUCCUCCUGGUGUUCAGUCCUCCUGGUCUUCAGUCCUCCUGGUCUUCAGUCCUCCUGGUGUUCAGUCCUCCUGGUGUUCAGUCCUCCUGGUGUUCAGUCCUCCUGGUGUUCAGUCCUCCUGGUGUUCAGUCCUCCUGGUCUUCAGUCCUCCUGGUGUUCAGUCCUCCUGGUGUUCAGUCCUCCUGGUGUUCAGUCCUCCUGGUGUUCAGUCCUCCUGGUGUUCAGUCCUCCUGGUCUUCAGUCCUCCUGGUCUUCAGUCCUCCUGGUCUUCAGCCACACCUUCUCCUCCCCUUUAAACGCAGUGGUCCCGGUGCAUGUGCGUCCCCCUUCCCCAGACGCUUCCUCCUCCUCUUUCGGCUCUCCACCAGCUGGUGAUGCCGCUGCAGCACCACCAAAAGCAGCCAAUCCUGAAACCAAAAAUCUUCACAACUUCACCAGCACCAAACUAACGCAUCAGCACCAGCAUUUCUUCAGCCACCAGCAGCUGCGCACCAUGUCCAGCCGACGCAAGAACUCCAACCCGUGCAUGGUGCAAUCUCCGGAGCACCACGACCGAAAGGAAGCCGCAGACAAAGACAUAAGCGCGAUGGAGCAGCCGGACGCAUCGGAGAAGGAGAACCAGUGUCCGGGCGAACCGCAAAAACCACCCAAAGUAUUUGAAUGCAAGUACUGCCCCUUCGCGUCUCCGAGCAUGGGCGAUUUCAAAGACCAUGUGGACUCCAGCCAUCCGGACGUCAUCCUCAACCCAGUCUACCUGUGCGUGCAGUGUGGCUUCCGGACCAAGAAGUUUGACGCGUUGACAGAGCACAACGACGAGGCGCAUCCGGGAGAGGCGGCAUUCCAGUACCGUAAGAAGAGUGUGGACGGAUACACGCUGCUGGAGCAGACGGUGGAAGGGGAGGAUAGUCGAGCGCAAGAUGACGCGGCUUCAGGGCCGAGCGGCAAGCACACCGCCGAAGGAAAGGAAAGCACAGGCGAUAUGUGUGAGCAAACGGAAAGGGAUGGGGAAAAAGUAGAUGCGGCGUUGUUCUCAGAGACAAUAAUAGAAGAAGAGCAGAGCCACAGGGCACAGAGAGAGGAGCAGAGUGUCAGGCAAAGCCAGAGCGCAUAUGGAACGGUGCCUUCAGAGCAAACGGCGGAAGAAAAGGAAAGUGCGACUGAUGUUUUAGUGGAAACAGAAGACAAAGGCAAAAGCACAGAGCGGUCGCAUUCAGAGGAAGGAGAGGAACGUGAGGCUCCAGAGCACACAGUGGAGGAACAGGAAAUCAUGAACAAUCUUUUAGAGCAAUCAGAAAGUGAAAGCACGGAGCACACGGUCGCCCAAUUGCAGAGCGAGAACGGACACAAGGAAAGUGCAAAUGGAAACGAUGGUUUUGAGACAGAAAACACAGAAACGUUUGCGGGGCAAACGGUCGACCGCAGCCUCAGCGCAGCGGCCACUUCAGAGCAGAUGAUGGAAGCAGAAGAACGCCCAAGCGCGCACGGACAGAUGUGCUCAGAGCCCGUGACGAGGGAAAAACAGCGCAUAAACGCACACACGGUUUCAGAUCAAGUGGAAGCAGAGAGUGCACCAUCGCCCAACUCCACAAGUCAGCUGAUCAGACGUUUGGAGCAGAUCCGCGCGCUGAGAAUCAACGGCACAGUGAUAAUUCCUGAGGCGAGCAUUCUCAAGGACACGUUGCAUGUUUCACCAAAGCUCCAGCGGCCUCCUGACUUCAGCCGCGUGGCUCAGAUUGCCGUGCCGCUGAACACCUUUAAGUACAACCCGUCGCUGGAUGACAACGCCACUCUUAUGGCCUCCUUCCACCGCUUCCCGUACCCCACGCACGCAGAACUGUCCUGGCUCACGGCGGCCUCCAAACACCCGGAGGAGCAGAUCCGUGUCUGGUUCACUACGCAGCGGCUGAAGCAGGGCAUCAGCUGGUCGCCUGAGGAGGUGGAGGAGGCGCGCAAGAAGAUGUUCAAUGGCACAAUUCCCCAGAUGCACAGCACCUUUACCGUGCUGCCCACAAGCCCGCUCUGCACUCCGGCGAGGAGCUGCCUGAGGAACUAUGGAACACCUACAAGGACCUGCGCCAACCCCGCCGCAAACGGCCUGAAGCGCAUCCUGAAUGCACCUGCGCUAGGCCCCGAGUCCAAGCGGCCGGUGAUGGCUGUGGCACCAAACCCCGGAGACAAAGGUCUCAUGGCCCCGCCCCCUGUGCCCCCCCUGCAGCACAAACCCACAGACGCCAAACGAGCUAACGAGACCAAGCGCUCGCUGCCGUUGUUGCAGACGCCGCUGAGGAACAAAGUGAACGUAGUUAACGGCAGUAAAACCAAAGUAUCACUGCCGUCUAUUGUGUUCCCUGAGUCGCUCACGCGGCCGCUGAUCGUGCCGCCGCCAAUCUUCGCGCCGCAGUUCAAGAUGAGUGCAUCCAAGGCGCACAUCUCAUUACCCAAUGGUGCGCUGCAGAACUCCACACCGCUCAUUGCGCCUCAAUUACGCCGCCCCGCGGUCAUUCAGGCGCUCAGGGGCAACGCGCCAAACGGAGACAGCUUUAGUGGGACGUGGAACGAGGCAAGUGUGGCAACCGGGCCGCACGCAGAAGACCCCCAGAGCGAGCUGCAGCAAAAGGCGCACGUGCUGACCCAGUUUCCGCUGCUGGAAAGGAUGAAGGGCAAGAGCUCAGAGCAGCUGAAGGUUUUGGAGGAGAGCUUCCUGAGGAACAGUUUCCCAUCGCAGGGAGAAGCUGAGGCACUUGCCGUGACCGCGCGCUUGUCCCGAAAUGAGGUUGAGAGCUGGUUUGGCGAGAGGCGUGCGCUACGGGACAAUCUUGAACAGGCGCUGCUCAACUCCAUGGGCACCAAACGUAACGGGCAUCACGGCAACGGGCACCAUGGCAACGGACACAACGGCCACGGACACCACAGCAAUGGACACCACAGCAACGGGCUCCACAGCAACGGGCUCCACAGCAACGGGCUCCACAGCAACGGGCUCCACAGCAACGGGCACUAUGCCAACGGACACUACAGCAAUGGGCUUCAAACCAACGGGAACCAUGUCAACAUGCUCCAGACCAAUGCGCACCACGGGAAUGGGAGUCUCCACAAUGGCCUGAAGCCAGGGGGCACUGUGGACUUCGGGCUCAGUAGAGCUCCAGACGAAGCUGUGUCACGCUGGUCUUUCGACGACCUGAGCCAGCGCUGGUACAAUGGCAAAACAGGAAGUGUGCUACCAAGCUAUGAGGUGAUUGGCCCACGCUGCCAGGGCCUGACCAAUGAGAGCAACGGGAGAGCACAGGAGGCGGAGCUUAGCUGGUUCAACAAAAACAUUAGCACAGCACAUGAGCACUUCAGGUUCCCGGCCCCUACGGAUCUCCAGGGUGGGGGCGUCUUUGGGAGGUGGGCCGACAGAAGACUGGACCUGAGACCGGACCUGAGUGAGGAGUCCAGCGGCUGA